Messenger RNA from Spizellomyces punctatus DAOM BR117, 1452 nucleotides. RefSeq lists its product as uncharacterized. The transcript has 7 exons. The record is from RefSeq and is a predicted model, not a curated record. Gene Ontology annotation, biological process: transmembrane transport. Lineage: Eukaryota; Fungi; Chytridiomycota; Chytridiomycetes; Spizellomycetales; Spizellomycetaceae. Gene Ontology annotation, molecular function: transmembrane transporter activity. The coding region runs from base 1 to 1452 and encodes 483 amino acids.
AUGGUCGUCAUUUGCGAGGACAUUCCAAUGGCUGUUGCUAGGAGUGCAGCGACUCGGAUGAGUGAUGAGAUGCGGUUGGGAGGUAGCCCCGUGCGCCGGUCAUCUUUUGUUCUUGUUGGAGAGGCACAAGAUCCGAUUCAAGAACUCGUAGCAGAAUCUACCAAGCCCGCUUGCACGCCUCCGCCCAUCGACACCAUUCAACUUCUCAUCGACUUGAACGAUGCACUGUUGGCGUACGGCACGCCCACCCAUCGCAUGGAAGCCCUCGUCGACGCCCUUGGAGAAAGCCUUCACAUACCUGUUAAAGUGUACUACCUCCCAACGUACACCCUCCUCCAUUUCCUGGGUCCGCUACCACCCGGAAAGAGAGAGCAGCACAUUGUGAAGACACGGGGUGGAUGGGAUUUUGACAAGCUCCAAGUUCUCCAUGCCCUAUGCAAGGAUCUUAUUCGAGGAAGAACGAAUCCUGCUGGAGCCAAAAAGAAACUACAAGAUAUUCGAAACAUGAGGGAUGCGUGGAGUGAGUUGUGGAUCGUCGCUGGGUACCCUGUGUCGGCUGCAACGAGUGCCAUCAUGUUUUUCAAUGGGAACGGGUGGGAUGCGCUUGCGAGUGGGUUGUUGGCGUCUAUACCAGGUGGGAUGAGGUUGAUUGCGAAUCGAUUUCCAUCGCUGUGGUGGACAUACGAAAUCAUAUGCUGUGCCCUCAUCAGCGUCAUCGCAGCCUCCAUUUCAUCAACACGAUGCUACCCUUCCCUGCUACUCUCCUCAGUCGUGACCUUACUUCCAGGGUACACUGUCACAGCCUCCGUGGUCGAAAUCCUGACCAAGAACGUCAUAUCGGGUGCAGUGCGUUUGUGCUAUACGGUAGUGUACUUGGCGGCUAUGGCAUACGGUUUGACACUUGCGCCCUUAUUCUAUAAUGUGGCGGUUGGGAAUGGGUUCCUGCGACGACCGCCAGGAGUGGAAAAUGCAUGUACGGCGGAACAGACGAUUGCAGUCAGUCAUUUAUGGUUGAUUUUAUGUGUGCCGCUUUAUAUUGCUUCCUACAAUAUUUACCUCAAGUCUCCUCUUCGACAAUGGCCCGUUAUGACCCUCAUCGGCGCCCUCGGAUACGGCAUUUCCUACCUCAGCAAACGCAUCUGGCACGCUCCUCCCGAGAUCAAUGCGUUCACUUCUGCCCUCGGUAUCGGGCUAGCUUCCAACAUCUACGCUCGUGCCACCGAUGACCUCUCCUUUCAUGCUAUUACGGCGGGCGUGUUCAUACAAGUUCCUGGAAGUUGGGGGUUGCGAGGUAUGCUUGCCCUUGCGUAUCAGGAGUACGACCGAUCACUCUAUUGGAAUUAUUCAAUGCUUGUCAUUUGUGUGGGAAUUGGAGGGGCUCUACUCAUGAGCAACUAUAUGGUCUGGGGAUUUCGAUUGAAGAAUCGACGUGUUCCUUUGACAGACUUUUAG